Auanema sp. JU1783 is the source of this 1563-nucleotide messenger RNA. Lineage: Eukaryota; Metazoa; Nematoda; Chromadorea; Rhabditida; Rhabditidae. The record is from the annotation of a GenBank genome assembly.
AUGAGCACUGAUGUUGAUUCUGUGCAACCUUGUCAGCAGGAUGACUGGAUUUUUGAGUUCAAACGCUUGGGGAAAAACAAAAAAUCGUUCUAUGACAUACCACUAUCAUUAGCCAAACAGAAGCUUUUUCGUUUUGUUCUUAUGUACAGAGUCUUCAUAUGGUUGUUGCAGUUUUUGUUUAAUAUAUGGGAUUUCUCUACGGAUGCUUUUAAAGGUAUCCCAGUAGAGCGAGGAAACAUUUCUAUAUUAGAUAGGACCGUCUUGAGAGUUUUUCAAGGCUUUCAUCGAUGGGAUGCUAUUCAUUUUGUGCAUAUAGCCGAGUAUGGUUAUGCUAUUGAAAACAGUUUAGCUUUCUUCCCUCUACUACCGGUGAUCCUUAGGCAAUUAGCUUCUCCGCUAUCCAUUAUACUCAAUUUUCAAGUGUCUUGCAUUCUGGUUGGAUCUCUUUUGAACAUGGGGUUAUUCUGCGCUAGUGCUAGGCUUCUUUACUUUGUUGUUAAAGCUGUUACUCAUUCUGAUAAACAAGCUACGAUUGCUGUUAUUCUAUUCGCUGUCAAUCCUGCAAGCGUUUUUUUUUCAGCUAUUUAUACGGAAUCGGUUUACUCUUUCCUGACCUUUGCUGGAAUAGCCUUAAUGCUAUGCUCAGAAUCGUACUUCUUCCUCCGCUUUACAUUAGCUUCAACAGUUUUUGCUCUGGGAUAUCUUACAAGAAGUAAUGGCAUUAUGAACAUAGGCUAUUUAUGGUUUUAUUCUGUUCUCGAGUUUCUUUUUGUUGUUGUUAUAAAGCCAAAGGGUGAUUAUGAACUAGUUAAGAAAACAUUCAUUUUCAAAAAGGGUCGUUUACUCACCGGUUUUUAUAUUUUCCUAUGUACGUUGCUUCUGACUCUUGCCAUGGUUUAUAUUUGGUUGCCGUUACAUGUUUAUAGUGAGCAUCAGAGAACGAGGUUCUGCACAGAAGACAAUUUGAAACAAGUUCCUAUUCAUUUGAAGAAACUUGCUCUACGAUCAGAAGUCGCUCUGAUAGGAGCAGUUGAUGAGUUAACCUGGUGCAAUGAGCCGUUCGGUCUCCUCCCACCUUUCUAUAAAACGAUUCAAUUGAAAUAUUGGAAUGUUGGGUUCCUCAAGUACUGGAUGUUCUCAAAGUUACAUUGUUUCCUAUUAGCAUCUCCAACUCUUUUCCUAAUAGUUUAUGGUGUUUAUCAAAUGUUUAUUGAGCUUUUUCACGAUGGAUUGUUAAAAACUUUGGCUGAACAAAACGGCAGCUUCAUUCCUUACACAAUGCACAGCUUGUUCAUCGGUUUGAGUGCCGUGUUCAUGUUCAAUACAGAGGUUGUAACACGCAUGAUUUUCUCAUCCACACCUUUUCCUUAUUUGAUAUUAGCGAAGUGGAUGGACUCACGAACACCACGGGCCAAACUCUCAGAUAUAGUUCAUCCAGAUUUUCUACCGUUCCUCUCAUACUUUUCUUGGAAAGGUAUUCCAGAGUUCCUUGUUUAUUUGUUCUUUUUGUCAUAUUCUAUUCUUGGCACAACAAUGCAUUCAAUGUUCCUUCCAUUUACUUAA